This is a messenger RNA of Dermatophagoides pteronyssinus (European house dust mite), 2067 nucleotides long. RefSeq lists its product as uncharacterized. Gene Ontology annotation, cellular component: cytoplasm; kinesin complex. NCBI's taxonomy places the organism in Eukaryota, Metazoa, Arthropoda, Arachnida, Sarcoptiformes, Pyroglyphidae. Gene Ontology annotation, biological process: translational initiation; microtubule-based movement. The record is from RefSeq and is a predicted model, not a curated record. Gene Ontology annotation, molecular function: translation initiation factor activity; kinesin binding.
UUUUUUCAUUUCGUUUCGUUUUGUUUUAUUUCGCACUUCAUUCAAAAAAACAAAACAUUAUUUCAUCAAUCAAUCAUGAUUAGUAUGUCUCAAGAGGAAAUUAUUGCCAAUACUAAAACAGUUGUACAAGGAUUGGAAGCAUUGAAAAAUGAAAAUUGUACAAUAUUAUCUGGCCUAUUACAAUCAUUACAAUUGGUUAAAGAAACAUCAACCAAAUCUGGUAAUAAUGAUGUAAAUACACGUUUGAUGGAAGAAAAAGCAUCGAUUAUUAGAAAAAGUAUUGAAUCAAUUGAUUUAGGUCUGAAUGAAGCUCAUGUAAUGAUGGCUUUAGCUGGACAUUUACAAAGUAUUGAAGCAGAAAAACAAAAAUUUCGUGCUCAAGUAAGACGUCUUUGUCAGGAAAAUUCAUGGUUACGUGAUGAAUUGGCCAAUACACAACAACGGCUACAACUUUCCGAACAAACAGUUGCACAAUUGGAAGAAGAAAAAAGACAUCUUGAAUAUAUGAAUUCAUUGAAAAAAUAUGAAACCGGUGAAGCUAGUGUUUCCGAAGAAAGUUCUACAUCAAAAAGUAAAACUGAUAAUGAAAAAGAUCCAUUAGAUCUUGGAUUUCCCGAUGAUGAUGAUGAUGAUAAUGUUCAUCCGGGUGGCCUUACAUCAACACCACCCGGUUGUCAGAUGGCAACCGGUGGUAAUCCUGGUUACGAAAUACCAGCACGUUUACGUACAUUACAUAAUCUGGUUAUACAAUAUGCAUCACAAGGACGAUAUGAAGUAGCUGUACCAUUAUGUAAACAAGCAUUAGAAGAUUUGGAAAAAUCUAGUGGUCAUGAUCAUCCUGAUGUUGCUACAAUGUUAAACAUUUUAGCAUUGGUUUAUCGUGAUCAAUAUAAAUAUAAAGAAGCGGCUAAUCUAUUGAAUGAUGCAUUGGCUAUCCGAGAGAAAACAUUGGGUGAAAAUCAUCCUGCUGUUGCGGCUACAUUAAAUAAUUUGGCCGUAUUGUAUGGAAAACGUUCACGUUAUAAAGAAGCUGAACCAUUAUGUAAACGUGCAUUAGAAAUACGUGAACGUGUACUUGGCAAAAAUCAUCCAGAUGUUGCAAAACAAUUAAAUAAUUUAGCAUUAUUAUGUCAAAAUCAAGGAAAAUAUGAUGAAGUUGAAAAGUAUUAUAUGCGUGCAUUAGAAAUAUAUGAAAGUGCACUUGGUCCGGAUGAUCCAAAUGUUGCUAAGACAAAAAAUAAUCUUGCAUCAGCUUAUUUAAAACAAUCAAAAUAUAAAGAAGCUGAAGCACUUUAUAAAGAAAUUCUUACACGUGUUCAUGAAAGAGAAUUUGGUAAUAUAAAUGAAGAAAAUAAACCAAUUUGGCAAUUGGCUGAAGAACGUGAAGAACGUAAAAAUGGUACACCAACUAUUUCCGAUUAUGGUGGCUGGUAUAAAGCUGUUGAUAAAUGUCCAACGGUUGCAACAACAUUGAAAAAUUUGGUCGCAUUAUAUCGUAAGAUUGGCAAAAUGGAUGCAGCUGAAGUUUUGGAAGAUCUGACUGCUGCACGAAUCAAUAAAGAUAAUCAUGAAUUAACAGGCAACAACAACAACAACAAUAGGCAAGAUAAACGACGAUCAUUAAUUUUUAAGGAUAGUUUGGGACGUGGAUCUCAGGAAUCGUUGGAAACCACCAACAACAACAUCAACAUCAACGCCGGAACAAUCGAAAUGACUUCAUCGACAUCAUUAACAUCACCACUACCACCACCAUCAUCAUCAUCAUUAUCAUCAUCAUCGUUCAUGAAUGAUAAUAAUAACCAUAGAAAUUCAUUAUCAUCAUCAUCAUCAUCAUCGAUUCUUCGUUUAGUAUCAUCAAAUUCAUUUGGUAAUCUAGUGGAACAACAAAAUAGUGGUAACAAUAAUUUAUCAAAAAUCAAUUUAAAAUCCAAACUAUUUAGUGCAUUGGGUUUUCCACAACAACAACAACAACAACCACCUUCUUCAACAUCACCAAAUUAAUUAAUCACUUAUUAUUAUUAUCAACUUUAGUUUUUUUCUUUUCUUUAUUCUAUUCCUUCAAAAGAA